AUGAGUUUUCAGACCCUCAAAGGACAGCAAGGCUUAAAUAAAGAGGACUUUCCUCAAGUUGAUCACAAGGACUCCUCAGAAGACCAUCUUGGCGAAAUUUCCGAGCCAGAAAGCGAAUUAGAGCGCAGAAAUACCAACAGUGAUCCUCGGAACGCAACCCUUAAACGGCCACUAUUUGUAAGGAUUGAUGGCGAAACCUCGCGCAAAAGACAAAGAACUCCGAGGGAGCAGCACCUACACAGUUCACAGACAUCUUCAUUCCAGGAUCGCCCACAACCGGCGAACUCAGCUACCCAGGACGUAAAUGGCACCAUUGGCUGUGCACCUGGCACACAGGAUCGUAAACUGACACCUCGAUCAAAACCAUCCGCCCAAACUGCCAAUCGACCUAAAGGGUCCACGCAAGAUAGCAGACUCAACUUUCCGGUUGUAAAGAAUGCUAAUAAUCCCAGAUCAGUUUUGCAAAUCAGCCAGGAAGGGGAUUUUACUCCAAAAGCAACAGCGGACACCCUCACGACUCGGGAAAGCCCAAUAUCGUCCAAAACUGUCGCCAAAUCUUCUCGAAAAGCGCACACAGGGACAUCUUCGCAGCUGCAAUCAUUUUCUACGGAUACUUGCUCAGAAAUCUAUAGCUCGCCCGUAUAUGAGCUCGCAUCGAAUAUUCACCAGUCGUUUGACAUUCCCCCCGAAACACGGAUAUGCUGUUUUCGAGCUCCUUGUCCCACUCCCGAUGAAGUCUUAUCAACGCUCAAUGAUUAUGGUUAUCCAUCUGCCAUCUACCAGAAAGCCUAUUAUAGCGAUGAGAAGGAUGUGCCUGACCGACCACGCGAAUAUGCGGGCCGUGAGUUUCGCCUGGAAGGGAGCAGCAUACACUACCUUCCAGACUUUGAUCCUUCAGGGAAAUCUCCAGCGAUGCUUGGCGAGUACGGUGCCGUUUCAGUUGAUCGGGAUAGCCAAGGAGUGGUCGAUCAGCAACUACGGGAAUCCACUUCCUGUAGAGUCUGGGAAUUUGCGCCUGUUCCACCCAGACGCUCGGAGGUCGUGGAAUGGUUUGAGAAUAUGAUGACCGAUUUGAAAUCUCAACCAUUACAAACAAAUGAAGCCGGGAUCGAAUCAAACCUGAAACCUAAUGUACUUUCCCAAAUUGAGGGUCCCACGCAAAAGGACCAUAGCACCAAAUAUCCUUCCAAAGGUCAGUCUACAUGCGUGGAACACCAAAAUCAAUUUAUGAACAUAAUGAGCCUGGAACUCCAUGUGAACAGCCGUGGGUUGCUUUCGCCAAACCCCGAGGAGGACGAGGUUUCGUGCGUCUUUUGGUGCAUCCAGUCAGAAGAUGAGGACCUUGACCCCAACGGUAACAUCCCUGGCGUCCAUGUGGGAAUGAUAUAUCAAGGAGAAGGUGAAGUACCAGAGACAAAGAUUGUUCGGGCUUUGAAAAUCGAGACGGACAGGCAAACCACCGAACUUGACCUUAUCAACCGGGUGGUGGAUGUCGUCAGAUAUUACGACCCAGAUAUCAUCACCGGGUAUGAAGUCCACAAUAAUUCUUGGGGCUACCUGAUCGAGAGAGCACGGAAGAAGUACGAUUUUGAUCUAUGCAAUGAGCUAUCGAGGGUGAAAUCUCAAGCCCACGGAAGAUUCGGCAAAGACAGUGACCGCUGGGGCUUCAACCACACCUCUUCAAUCCGAGUAACAGGUCGGCACAUGAUCAAUCUCUGGCGAGCUAUGAGGAGCGAGCUUACCUUGCUGCAAUACUCGAUGGAGAAUGUUGUAUUCCACGUCCUGCAGCGCCGGAUACCUCAUUACUCAUUCCGAGACCUGACAGCAUGGUACCAGAGCGGGAAACCCCGUAACCUCAUGAAACUUGUCAGUUACUACGCAUCUCGUGUGCAAAUGAACCUAGAGAUCCUGGAGUCAAACGAAUUGAUAACACGAACCAGCGAACAAGCAAGACUGCUGGGCGUCGAUUUCUUCUCAGUCUUCUCCCGAGGUUCACAGUUUAAAGUCGAAUCUCUGAUGUUCCGAAUCGCAAAGCCUGAGAACUUCAUGCUUGUCUCUCCGAACAGGAAGCAAGUCGGUCAACAAAAUGCGCUUGAAUGUCUCCCAUUGGUUAUGGAGCCUCAGAGCGACUUCUACACAAGCCCUCUCGUUGUACUUGAUUUCCAAUCCCUAUAUCCUAGUGUCAUGAUCGCGUAUAAUUACUGUUACUCAACCUUCUUGGGAAGAGCACGUCAAUGGCGAGGUCGGGAUAAGAUGGGCUUCAUGGACUACGGACGACAACCACUACUUCUGGAAUUACUCAAGGACAAGAUCAACAUUGCACCAAAUGGCAUGGUCUACACAAAACCCGAAGUGCGAACAUCCCUCCUCGCAAGAAUGCUCACGGAGAUCCUGGAAACUCGCGUGAUGGUUAAAACGGGCAUGAAACUGGACAAAGACGACAAAAAAUUACAACGUCUUCUCAACAACCGCCAGCUAGCUCUCAAGUUGAUCGCAAACGUCACAUACGGUUAUACCUCCGCCUCGUUCUCGGGCCGCAUGCCCUGCUCAGAGAUAGCAGACAGCAUCGUUCAAACUGGACGAGAGACACUCGAGAAAGCCAUCGCCCUGAUACACUCCGUGGAAAGCUGGGGCGCUGAGGUCGUCUACGGAGAUACAGACAGUCUCUUCGUUUACCUUAAGGGCCGAACACGCGAAGAAGCCUUCGACAUCGGCGAAGAGAUAGCAAGAACCGUCACUGACAUGAACCCACGUCCUGUGAAACUAAAGUUCGAAAAAGUCUACCAUCCAUGCGUUCUCCUGGCCAAAAAACGCUACGUCGGGUUCAAAUAUGAACACCGCGACCAGAAAGAACCCGAGUUCGACGCAAAGGGCAUUGAAACAGUGCGUCGCGACGGUACACCAGCGGAACAAAAAAUCGAAGAAAAAGCCCUCAAAACCCUCUUCCACACUGCAGACUUAAGUCAGGUCAAGAGCUAUUUCCAGAAACAAUGCAUGAAGAUUAUGCAAGGCAACGUCUCCAUUCAGGACUUCUGUUUCGCAAGAGAAGUACGACUCGGGAAGUAUAGCGAACGAGGCCUCCCUCCGCCCGGUGCACUCAUCAGCACUAAGAAGAUGCUCGAGGACCCGCGCCUCGAACCUCAAUACGGAGAACGAGUUCCCUACGUCGUCGUCACUGGUGCUCCAGGGUCAAGACUAAUCGACAGAUGCGUGGCGCCCGAGACCCUCCUAAACGACGCCCAAGUAGACCUCGACGCGGAAUACUACAUCACAAAGAACAUCAUCCCACCUCUCGAACGGAUCUUCAACCUCGUAGGCGCCAAUGUCCGCCAGUGGUACGACGAAAUGCCCAAAUUCCAUCGUAUCCGCCGUGUCGAAGGAAUUCCAAAUGCACCCUCAUCUUCAUCCUCAUUAACUCUACCACAAACAAUCGGCAAAACCCUCGAAUCCUACAUGAGAUCAUCCCUCUGCUUCGUUUGCAAAACCAACAAAAUCUCCGAAUCGACUAAUGCCAGUCACAAGAACCUCCCGCUUUGUAACAACUGCCUCCAAACACCGCACAUCUCUCUCUUCGCUCUGACUUUGCGCAGACAAGUAUCCGAGAAGCGCGUUCUGGAUCUUCAUCGUAUCUGUCGUUCGUGCAUGGGCGUUUCUUUUGGUGAUGAUGUGAAUUGUGACAGUAAGGAUUGCCCGGUUUUUUACUCGAGGACAAGGCAUAUGGCGAAUUGGAGACACGCGAGGGUAGUUUUGGAUCCGGUUGUGAAGGCGUUGCAGGAUUGGGGCGAUGAUGAUUUUGUUGGGAGUGAAAAUGGGAGUUUGGAUUGGUAGAACAGUGUUUCCCCUACAUAUCUUGGGCUAUAUUGGUAUAUGAGUGACAGGCGUUUGUUCAAUCUUGGUUUUUGGCAUCUGGCCAUUGGAUUGGAAUUGACAUAUUAGAUUUCUGGGGUAACAAUUGUCUUCGUAUACAAAUAAUACACAAACUAUGGAUGUUUAAAAUGCC
Messenger RNA from Aspergillus ruber CBS 135680, 4000 nucleotides. Its product is annotated as DNA-directed DNA polymerase zeta catalytic subunit REV3. The annotation marks the transcript as partial. The record is from RefSeq and is a predicted model, not a curated record. Gene Ontology annotation, cellular component: zeta DNA polymerase complex; nucleus. Gene Ontology annotation, biological process: error-prone translesion synthesis; double-strand break repair via homologous recombination. Gene Ontology annotation, molecular function: DNA-directed DNA polymerase activity; DNA binding; nucleotide binding. Lineage: Eukaryota; Fungi; Ascomycota; Eurotiomycetes; Eurotiales; Aspergillaceae. The transcript has a single exon.